Molecule: messenger RNA, 2278 nt
Organism: Paramisgurnus dabryanus
Lineage: Eukaryota; Metazoa; Chordata; Actinopteri; Cypriniformes; Cobitidae
Gene: tmem127
Product: transmembrane protein 127
Biological process (GO): negative regulation of cell population proliferation; negative regulation of TOR signaling
Cellular component (GO): membrane
Source: RefSeq, a predicted model, not a curated record
GAAGCGGAAGGCAGCAGAACGAUCGUUCUCUGUCUGAUCAAGGAAGAGGACGCACUAUUGUUUAUGUUUUUCUCCGAAAAUAAUCAAUGAAACACACAAAAAAUGCCUACAGUGUAACGGCAAUCGGCGGGAUAAUACGAAACAACAAACAUUAUUUAUUUGUUUUAGAGGACUGUUGUAUAUUUUAGUGGUUUUUUUUUAGGUUUCUGUUUGUGUUGUGGAGAUUUGAGGCCAUUUGAAGUCACAAAUGAUUAGUUGUGAAUAAAUAUCAACCAAAGGAGCUUUAGAAACAGCGAACAGCUGUAGUGCCCAGCGGAGAUAAAACCCCAAAGCUGUUCACCCUCGCUCCGGUUACAGUUCGAUCAAGUUUUUUUUAGUUGGUUUAUCAUGUAUGCACCACCGGGAAAUGCUGUGCCCGGAAACCGAAGGCGGGGACCUGGCACGGCUCUACCCAAACAGCCAGAGCGGAGUUUAGCGUCAGCACUGCCCGGAGCUCUGUCCAUCACGGCACUGUGUACGGCCCUAGCAGAACCAGCGUGGCUCCAUGUCCAUGGGGGGACCUGUCCCAAACAGGAGCUUGGUGUCGCAGACGUCUUGGGAUAUAUAGAUGAGAAACUCGUUGAGGAUUACUGCAUAAACUCUCAGUCCGUCCUGCUCUUGAGGGUCAUUGCUGCUUUCUGUUUCUUGGGUAUUCUGUGCAGCCUGACUGCGUUUUUGCUGGAUGUCUUUGGACCCAAACAUCCAGCUCUGAAGAUUACACGCAGAUACGCCUUCGCUCACAUCCUUACCGUGCUCCAGUGUGCCACAGUCAUCGGCUUCUGCUACUGGGCCUCUGAACUCAUCUUGUCCCUGCAGCAACAGCACAAGAAAUACCACGGUUCGCUCAUUUACGUCACGUUCGCCAUCAGCUUCUACCUGGUGGCCGGCGCCGGCGGAGCCUCUAUUUUAGCCACGGCGGCCAACCUGCUUCGUCAUUAUCCCACCGAGGAGGAGGAGCAGGCCCUGGAGCUCCUCUCAGAGAUGGAGGACAGUAAUGAUGCAUAUCCAGUUGACUACGACAUUGCCAACCAAUUCCAGCCUCCGCCUGCAUACUCGCCCUGAUCAUCGACCUCUGUUACUUUCCUCACACGCUUUACCGCCACUCCUGUCCUCGCGUGCCACCAUUGGCCUUCAGACAAUGUACAGACUAAGAGACGUACAGAUUUUAGCCGCCCCUUUAAAGAAGUUAUCUAUAUUCAGUAUUCUGGAUCACCUUCAUUCACACUGAAAGAAUUUUUUUUUAUUUGUCAGACAGAGCUUGUUCGCAUGAGAUUAAACAAAGUUUAAAUUGUGGCGUGCUUGUAGAUUCCCAAAUAUCUUUGAAAUCAUCUCGAGGUAGAUUGCAUGUAUCUGGCAGCACAGAUCUAGAAAACGGCAUUUUGGCACGCACGCCUUAUUAUAAAUGAAAGAUUUGCGAAGCAUCUAAGCAUAAAGAUGUGUUUACAUACAGCCACUGUGGCAAACCAAACUAGGGGGAUAAUGGACGUCUCUUUAUGUUAUCUUGUUGUUAUUCAUACAUCAGUUUUGUUAACUUUCACUUUAUUUUUUAAAUGCUACCCAACAUUUUAGGUGUAUCAGAGCGCCACCUAUGACCUGCUGUGUAAUAUUUUUUUAAAGCGGUCAUUUGUGGAUCAUUAUCAGUUUUAUUUAUUUCAUCAGUAAUCUAGCUUCUAUACCAACUUGUUGAAUCCCCAUCACAUUGAAAAAUAAAUAUUUUUAAAGGCUUUUAGUUAUGAUAAUUUUACUAUAAAGGUUGAUGAACAUUUACAGAUAAGACAAUUUAUUUAUUAUUUAUUAUAGGACAUUGGGUCUAAAUUGUAUAAAAAAAAACUAGCAAGCAAAGUUUGCGGCGUUAAGUUUUGCCAACAUCACCUUAUUUCGUUGUCUGAUUUAAGUGAAAUUGUGUUUGGUGUUUGCUUGUAGAUCUAGUGUGAGUGUGAAUAUCCAAAUGACAGUCUUAACAAAUUUGAUCAUGAUUGUAUAUCCACGAUUUACCCAUCAAUAUUUUUGCUCUGAUCUUUUAUUAUUUUUUGAUAAAGUCACUGCAUGACAUUUUUAUAGUUUUUUUUUCACUUGUGUUGCAUAAAUGGACUCUGUGAUUGUUAAGAUGUUCGGUUGGCUGAUGUUUAGUAAUCUGGUGGUUUUGUGUUUUACGCUGUUUUCCUUUUCGUGUUUCAUUUGAAUUGCGUUUACUGACUGUAAAAAGGUUUAAAAAGUAAAAAGAUUUGAGUAAAAACAA